GUGCUUUUGUCGCCUGGGUCGGUGACGUUUUGGAGAAAAAAAGUCGGAAACACAUCGACGGUGCGUGAAAAAAGCGUUUUAUUUGAUGUUUUCGGCCGAAAAGUACGUGUCGCAGGCGUAAUGGAGGAAGCCAAGUUGGCCAGCUUGCUUGGCAACAUACGCAAGUCGUCCGAUAAGGGUGUAAUCUACCGCAAUUUGGUCGCAAUUCGGACGAGCUUUGUGACCAAUGAUGGUGGGAUCAGGUUGCUGGCGUCGCAGGAUGGCAUCAAAGUGUUGGUCGAUUUGCUGAGCAAACCGUACGAAAAGGUGAUCGAGGUGGUGCUGAGCAUUUUGGGAAACUGCUGCACGAAGAAGGAAUGCUGCAAGCAGGCGUUCGAAUGCGGCAUACUGAAACCGUUGAUAUCGAUUAUUUCCAACAUUCCCAAUCCAAGCAUCCAGUGCCGCGGGUGUCGGUUGUUGGGCAAUCUGGCCCAACAUGAACCGAUCAGCUAUAAAAUCGCACGGGACAAUGCGACCACCGGGUACGCGCUCAGCACCAUCCUCCACGAGUCGGACAAUACGGCCGUGUUGAUCAUGGUGAUUCGCGCCAUCCGGCAGCUGUGGCGUGAAAAACCCUUGCGCACCACACUCAUGGAGCAGAAGUGUAUUGGAAAGAUCGUGCAUCUUCUGAUACGAUCCGCUCAGGUCGAUUCGGACACUGACGCACCGCUGCAGGCCGAUCGAGCGACACCGAACGGUGGUGGAUCGCCACCUUCCGCUACCGCCAGCCACGACAGCGAGGAAAAGGUGGUGCUGAAGCACUGGCACGCCCCGGACCGGAUGGUGACGAAGGAAAAGUUUAACAACAUCGUCCGCAACAUGGAACACAGCCAGCUGUGCGAUAUCGUCGGGUACCAGGUGAUACAGAACUACCGCUGGAAAGAUCGGCCCGAUUUUCAGCUGCCCACGGCGGACGAAACGGUCAAGCUGUUCGAGAGUGUGCUCAAGUGCUUGCAGAUGAUCACGACCACGGUCGUGCAGCAGGUGAUCGAAGAGAUCUACGGUGAGGCCGGUGCCGGGCUGCACUGUCUCGUGUACCUUUGCGGCGAAAAGAGCCCGUUUCGGGCGCUCUCGCUCAAGGUGGUAUCGAAUUUGGCCGCCAAUCCGGACGCAAUCGAUCGGCUGACGGAGUGUGGCGUGAUCAAGAUGGCAGCGGAUUUGAUCAUGUACGCUGACCUGGAUGAUUCCGAGAAGCGGUACUGCAUCAAUAUGAUGUGUUUGCUGACGAAGGAGGCCUGCAACCGGGGCCACAUCCGGCGCAGCGGUGCACUACAAUCGUUCAUGAAGAUCGCCAAACAAUCGCACGAAAAGCGCGAGCAGGCGAUGAUACUGUACGCCCUGUACCAGUACCGGUUCGAUAGCUUAAGCAACGAGAUUCUGCUUAGCAACGGGCUCGUCAGCUUUCUCGUGCGCAUCCUGAACGGUAUCAUCGCGGACCGGGAGGUGGCCCACAUCCGGCACGACGAGGAAGAGCGCGAGCGUGUCACGCACACGAGCGUGUUCAGCAAGCGCCGCUCGAACUACGCCAAAGCAGGCAAAAUGCGUCGCAGUGAUCUGCUGUUCCAUUACAAAGCGGGCAAUGGGUACAGCAGCCAGCAGCAGCAUCACAAAGCUGCCAAACAGUCCAAGCUGGAUCCGUACUGUUCCGCACCGGAAUCACCGGAAAGUGGUAGCAGUGGGUAUGCGAGCACCAGCUACGGUACGGUCCGCAGCCCUUCGAUGAGCGUCGGCUCGAGCCCACCGCGCGUCCCGGAAGACGAAGCGUUCGAGGACGAUACGGAGGUGUAUUCGCCUGUGUGCAGCGAUCACGAACAGGAGGACGAAACAGCCGUGACUAAUGGGGGCGCGAGGAGUGAGAUAGCUGUUGCUGCUCCCGUUGGCCCACCGGACGAACCCGAUCGUACGGGGGAACAAGCGACCGAAGAGGAGGAAAUCGAUGGAGCGGAAGAAGAGACGAACGAUUUCGAUACGGUAGCGUCGUACCUAAUCGAGGACAACUCGAACGCCAGAUGGCUCGAUGCGGUGGAAGAGAAGGACCUGCUGCUGCUCGAGGAGGACAGCCUGGGGAAGAAACCCUCGUCCAAAGCUUCCUCAACCCACGCGGACGAUUGUAUCGAUGAGAAUGAAAUGUUCAAGAUCGAGCUCGACAUCGCCACGGCGAAAACGUUCGAAAAGUACCCGAUGCAGCCGACGCUCACGCUGCUGUGGUCCGCCUCGAAAUCCUUUCCCGCGACGGAGUUCGUGCAGGCGGACACGCUCGAAACGUUGCUGAAGAUUUGUAAGCACGCGAAGAAGCCGCGCGGCCGCGCGUUCCAAACGUUGGCCAACAUACUCAAGCACGUGAACCACUUUCUGCCACUGCUGAAGCAGGACUUUGUCUUCCGCUUGCACGAGCUGAAAAGCCCGUACCCGGCGCACGGUGCCCGGUGCUGGAGUUGCGACGAGAUGCGGUCCGCGUGUAACGAUCUGAUGGCGCUGUUCGGGUCGGUAGGUGAGACGGGGUACGGUCAGGGCGAGAUCGCACACAUACUGCGCACGGGCGAGCGGGACCUAAAGCUGCGCGUCUCGAUCAUCGUGCUGUUUGUCGUGCGGGACACACGGUUGCUGCACAAGCUGCUGUUCGACAUGAAGGUGCUCGAGAUGGUGAUGGACUUUAUACUGCUGGACGAAGGGCCGGAGCAAUCGCAGCAGCAAGCGCACCGUCUCAACGGUAUCGCUUGCUGUGCCAUUACCCGGCUCUCGCAGAAUUUGUCCAUUUACGGUGAGGAGGAAGAUACGGGCACACCGAGCGAAAAGCUCGAGGCAAAGGAGUUCGACAACACGGUCACGAUCUGCGACGAGUCGGCGCUCGGCGGAGAGGAAAAGGUAACGUUCCGGGUGCGGAGCAGCCCGACCGCACCGCAGGAAACGGUGAUCGUGAGCAAAGCAUUGCUGAUCGAAGGCAGCGAGGUGUUUCGCCGGAUGUUCGAGGGCGACCAUUUCAUCGAGUCGAAAAACAACGAGGUGCACCUGCACGAACCGAUCAGUGCGGAUGGACUGCGCUACUUUUUCUACCUCGUGCGGUUGCAAACGCUCAACAAGCUAACCGGUAUGGCACCACCGCCCAAGGUGAUUGAGGCAAGCCUGGACGCGCUUAGCCUCGCGCAGAAGUAUCUGCUGCCGACGAUCGAAAAGCCGGUGCUGAACAUAAUUAAAACGCUGCUCAACGAUGACUGUGUGCUGAACGUGUUCGAGUGGUCACUGAGGAACUACAACCAGGAGCUGCUGGUCGCGUCCACGUACUAUUUCCUCUACGCGGACAUUAGUGGUGCGGCCAAGUGGAAGCUUUACCGGGCGGCGAAUCGAUCCUGCUACCGGGACGAAUGGAGACGGCUCCUUACCGAAACGAUCCUGUACCGGGUGCAACCGAAUGCGGAGCUUUAGGCACGGGUUGCUCCCCUCUAACGUACUGUGAUCAUACGGCGUGGUGUCGAUCGUGCUUCACCAUGCGUUUAAGUUUAAGUUUGCUCACGUGGCGCACUAUUGCUGCCCCGCUUGUCGAUCCGCUUCAAAAUUAUGCUAACCCGAGGGCACACCCUGACAACAUUCCGAAUUUCGAGAUCCUACUGUUGCCGAUUUUGUUUUUAUACCUCCAGUCUGUUUUGUAAUUGAUAUUACGUAUACGUAUGUGUGUGUGUUUAUGAGUUGAAUUUAACAACACAACAAACGAACAAACAAAAUCACUGCCCAUUUUGCCUCCCUCCGUUCUUAUGAGUCUUUAAGUGUAUGUGUAAGGAACAACUAAUCUCCAGACCUAGCAGGCUGCGCUAUUUAUUGGUUAUCCUAGCAACGCGUCCCCUCGCACAUGAUCCCGUGCGAGCGUGUGUGGUGGUGUAAUAGCAAAGGCAUCAUCGUAUCAGGACGAAUACAUUUCAAUUGCACGUUUACGGCUGUGGCGGCGGUUCCAUGUA
Anopheles stephensi (Asian malaria mosquito) is the source of this 3989-nucleotide messenger RNA. RefSeq lists its product as uncharacterized. The coding region runs from base 121 to 3462 and encodes 1113 amino acids. The record is from RefSeq and is a predicted model, not a curated record. Lineage: Eukaryota; Metazoa; Arthropoda; Insecta; Diptera; Culicidae. The transcript is spliced from 3 exons. Gene Ontology annotation, biological process: anatomical structure morphogenesis. Gene Ontology annotation, cellular component: cytosol. Gene Ontology annotation, molecular function: protein binding.